GCCCGCCUCUCGUCUCGGAGGUAGGCUGAGACGGGAGGGUCCUCGGCUAAAGCCAAAGGCGGAUCAAAGUGGUGGGACUCGCGCCGCGGCCGCGGAGACGUGAAGGCCCUCCGCACUCCUCUUCGGCAUCCGGGUCGGUGCUCGCCCUCGCUGUCCUGUCCCCGGCCCCAUGGAGAAGACAGAGCUGAUCCAGAAGGCCAAGCUGGCCGAGCAGGCCGAGCGCUACGACGACAUGGCCACCUGCAUGAAGGCCGUGACGGAGCAGGGCGCCGAGCUGUCCAACGAGGAGCGCAACCUGCUCUCGGUGGCCUACAAGAACGUGGUCGGGGGCCGCAGGUCCGCCUGGAGGGUCAUCUCGAGCAUCGAGCAGAAGACCGACACCUCCGACAAGAAGCUGCAGCUGAUUAAGGACUAUCGGGAGAAAGUGGAGUCCGAACUGCGCUCCAUCUGCACCACGGUCCUGGAAUUGUUGGAUAAGUAUUUAAUAGCCAAUGCAACUAAUCCAGAGAGUAAGGUCUUCUAUCUGAAGAUGAAGGGGGAUUACUUCCGGUACCUUGCUGAAGUUGCUUGUGGUGAUGAUCGGAAACAAACGAUAGAUAAUUCCCAAGGAGCUUACCAAGAGGCUUUUGAUAUAAGCAAGAAAGAGAUGCAACCCACACACCCAAUCCGCCUGGGGCUGGCUCUUAACUUUUCUGUAUUUUACUAUGAGAUCCUUAAUAACCCAGAACUUGCCUGCACACUGGCUAAAACGGCUUUUGAUGAGGCCAUUGCAGAACUUGAUACACUGAAUGAAGACUCAUACAAAGACAGCACCCUCAUCAUGCAGUUGCUUAGAGACAACCUAACAUUAUGGACAUCAGACAGUGCAGGAGAAGAAUGUGAUGCGGCAGAAGGGGCAGAGAACUAAGUGCAUACAGGGUGUCAUCCUUCUUCCCCUCAAGAAACCUUUCUACUCAUCUCCAUUCCUUAUUCCAUUUGGAUUUCCUAUAGC
Messenger RNA from Eubalaena glacialis (North Atlantic right whale), 991 nucleotides. RefSeq names its product tyrosine 3-monooxygenase/tryptophan 5-monooxygenase activation protein theta (gene YWHAQ). Gene Ontology annotation, cellular component: cytoplasm. The coding region runs from base 170 to 907 and encodes 245 amino acids. The record is from RefSeq and is a predicted model, not a curated record. Gene Ontology annotation, biological process: signal transduction. The transcript is spliced from 6 exons. Lineage: Eukaryota; Metazoa; Chordata; Mammalia; Artiodactyla; Balaenidae.